Molecule: messenger RNA, 9150 nt
Organism: Calypte anna (Anna's hummingbird)
Lineage: Eukaryota; Metazoa; Chordata; Aves; Apodiformes; Trochilidae
Gene: CBX6
Product: chromobox 6
Exons: 5
Coding region: 51-1268 (405 amino acids)
Source: RefSeq, a predicted model, not a curated record
AUUAUUAUGGGCUGUGGGCGCCGCCGCCGCCGCUGCCGCCGAGGAGCAAGAUGGAGCUGUCUGCAGUGGGGGAGCGCGUCUUCGCCGCCGAGUCCAUCAUCAAGCGGCGCAUCCGAAAGGGGCGCAUCGAGUACCUGGUGAAAUGGAAAGGCUGGGCCAUCAAGUACAGCACCUGGGAACCCGAGGAGAACAUCCUGGACUCCCGCCUCAUCGCAGCCUUCGAGCAGAAGGAACGAGAGCGUGAGCUGUACGGGCCCAAGAAGAGAGGACCCAAGCCCAAAACUUUUCUCCUGAAGGCUCGGGCCCAAGCGGAGGCCCUCCACAUUGGGGAUGUACACUUUUCUGUCAAGCCGGGUUCCAGCACCUCCUCUCCCAAGCUCCACUCCAGCGCCGCGGUGCACCGGCUCAAGAAAGACAUCCGGCGAUGCCACCGCAUGUCCCGGCGCCCCUUGCCCCGCCCGGACCCCCAGAAUGGUGGCAGCAUGGGUGGCGGGGCCGGCAUCCGCCCUCCCGUCUCUCCCUUCUCGGAGACCGUCCGCAUCAUCAACCGGAAGGUGAAACCCCGGGAGCCCAAGCGCAGCCGCAUCAUCCUCAACCUCAAGGUCAUUGACAAAGGUGGGAAGCCAGCCAAUGGAGCAGGGGGCCUGGCUCGGCCCAAAAUCCCCUCCCGAAACCGCGUCAUAGGCAAGAGCAAAAAGUUCAGCGAGAGCGUCCUCCGCACCCAGAUCCGCCACAUGAAGUUCGGCGCCUUCUCGCUCUACAAUAAGCCCUCCGCUGCUCCCACCCCAUCUCUGGAGAGCAAAGGGGAGGCUGAAGGCUCCCAGGCAGCCUCCUGUGGGCUCAUUAUGGGCUCUACCCCCUAUGAUGCCCCCAGCUCCAGCUCCUCUGGCUGCCCGUCGCCUGCUCCCCACUCCUCCUCUGACCCAGAUGAUUCCCCUCCGAAGCUGCUUCCCGAGACCCUCAGCCCAGCCAUCCCUGACUGGCGUGAGUCAGAGGUUCUCGACCUCUCGAUCCCACCCGAGUCGGCUGCCACCAGCAAGCGUUCUCCUCCGGGAGGGUGUGGUGGGGGGCAGACGCCCUCCUUGUCCCUUUCAUCUUCUGACCCGGAGCAGGAGGCCGGCGACUGGCGUCCUGAGAUGUCCCCUUGCUCUAACGUGGUGGUCACGGAUGUCACCAGCAACCUCCUCACUGUCACCAUCAAGGAGUUCUGCAACGCGGAGGAUUUUGAGAAGGUGGCGGCAGGCGGUGGCGGUGGAGGCAGCAAGUGAGCAGCCAGGUUCCCCCGGCUCCAGGGGCACGGGGGGAGCCCUACCUGCGAGAAGUCGUGGUGUGAAUGGCUGUCCUUGGUUCUCUCCUUCUCCUCCCCUUGGCUGUCCCUCUGCCCUCACUGCCACCCUUCCUGCUCCUCUCCCCCUGCCCGCUCCCUCUUGCCUGGAGGCUGGAGUGUCAGUGGGGGGGAGUGGGGGCACCCACAAUUCUGGGUGUCUCUGCCACUGGGAGGAGGCAGGGAGGGUCAUGGUGGGGCUGGAGCUUGGUUGUUUGUCCUUGAAUGUGGUGUUGUCCAACGGGCAGUGGAGCCUUUGGGGAUGAAGGAUGGGUGAGCGUGUGUCUGAUUGCCUGUGGGGGUGGGUGGGGAAGGUCCUCUUCCCCCUCCUUCCCCUCCCAUCUGUGACAAAAGAGGAGCUCCAGACCCUUGAGGGGAGGAUAUAAGAAGACUCGAGCCCUCACCCCCUCCCCCCAAGUCUUGUUCCAUAAUGUGCAUGCAGUCUUCUUCCAUUCCUAUGUUUUCUCUUUGUCAUGACCCCAAUCCUGCCAUCCUUCCUGUUCUUUGCCUGCGGGCUGGAUCUGCUGCCAUCUCUGCUGCCCUCGUGACAGUGGCUGGUCCAGGUGCCCCCAGAGCAAAGGGGAGAGGGGCAGGUGAAGUGUCAUGCCUAGAAGGUGCUUGAGACAAAGCUGGGGUGGUAGGGGUACCCCAUGCAGCAUAUACCCUGUAUUGGCUUCCCCCUUUCCUUUGACUAUUGGUGCUACCUUGGCAGUUGUAUGGGUGCUUUCAGGUGUCCUGGUCCCCUCACUUUUGCAUCUUCCAACUGUCUGAGCUUUUCAGGGGGAAGGGAAGAAAAGGGGAGCCUGCUUCUGGCCCAGAUCUUCCUCCUGGUGUUCAUCACUUGCACUUGCUUGGGGGAGAGGGCAUAAAAUGCCCUCCCUUGGCCUUUCUGUGGUGGAAGUGGGAGUGGGCCAUGCAUUAAUCCUUCAGUUUGGGGGAAGAUAGACUGAUGGCGUGAGGCUGGUCUCCUGUCACACGUAGGCUUCCCCCAACCCUUUUUGUUUCCCCCUGCUCCCUGGAAACAAGGGAGAGAUGGAAGGAUGGAUGCUAAGGUGCAUCAUUUGCUCUUCCGGCUUCCUUUUGUCUCCUGUUCUCCCUUCUCUGUGGUGCAUGACCAGGAAGAGGGUUCACCUCUGUGUUUUCAGCAUCUGAAACAGCCCUUACAACUGUCAACUGAAGGUGCUAAUAAGAAAUAACUGUCUCACAUUGUAUGCAUGUGCACUGGAUCUCUUCCCUCAGAGCUCUUGUGAGUUUCUCUAAAAAUUCCUUCUCUUCCCCCGCUAGCAAGUAGGAGGGAGCAAGACUGCAGCUUGCCCUUCUUUACCCACAGCUCCCUCUUCCCCUGACCACCCUCAUUCACAUCCAAAAUAAGCUCUCUUUCACCUGCCAUGUCUGGCUUGCUCCAUUUCAGACCGGGUCCUGAGCUUGAUGGUGAGAUGCUGUCCUUUGCUCUCCCUUCUCCCCCUACUCACACAGGGCUUGGCCUGUAGGGGCAAGGAAAAAGAGGUGCUGAUCAGUCAGUGGGAGAGCUUCGUCCUGUCAGCCCUGUCUCACAUGUUUGGAAUGGGGCAGAGGGGCGUCACUUCUACUCAUGUGCUGCAGAGGUGAAAAAGGUGGGAAAAAAAAUUCCCCAUACCAGGGCUUAACCUGCUUACCAGCCUGCCCUGGGUGGGUGAACACAAGGGGAAUUGACCCCUCUGGUGCUUCCACAUGAGGAUGCUCAGGAGCUGCUGGCUCUUAGGAGUGCUCUCAUGUGGAGUGGUAAUUCUGUGGUUGCAGUGGUCUGAGGAUAGAAGGGAGGCAGUUUGUGGGAGGGAGGUAAUAUUUGUCUGCCCAAGGGAUGUUGCUGGGGCGGUAGAGGGAUAGACCAGCGUCUGACCUUAAUUAGGGCUUCUGUGCCCAGAGCUUGUCUUUUCCCUGCCUCUAGCUCCUGGUUCAGUGUAAUAAAAUCUUCACUGCCCUCCCCACAAGCCUUGCCUCGCAGCGGGUGGAAUUCAGACCUGUGAGGCACAGUAAGUUCACACCAGUUGCAGCUCGGUUCCUGUGCAGACAGUCUGAGGGGGAUUCCAGGUGCUGUUAGCACCGCCCUUUGCACACCUCUUUCUUUUUCUUUCCUUGAUCAAAGAGCUUAGUGGACUCUUUGGGGAUGCAGCUGCAUUCACAGCUGAAGCUAGGAGCAGGGAGAAAGAGACUCCCCGGUUCUAUUCACCAAGCUAAGGCUUCCUAUAACUUGUUGGACUUGUGUGCGUGUCUGUAUUAAUACCUGCCUGUAUUUUUCGUGUCUCUUUUUUUUUUUUUUUUGCAUCUUCCCUGUGCCUGGCACACCUGAGGAUCCCUUAUUUUAGCGUAGCCUAAGUCUGUUUGACUGCAGCUUCAAAGAUGAGCAGUUUGUAGGCAUAGGGAAACGCUUGCUCCUAGGGAAACAGUGAGGAGAUUUUUCUUUUUUCCUCUCCCUUCUCGACAAGAAGUAUUCUGUGGCUGUGAGAUAAGAGGAGCUUCUUUGUGGGAUGGAUGCAAACUGGCCAGUCACUUUAGGUUGUUGAGUUACUGUUCGGCGUGUAUGUGGUGAUGUGUUUUGUUUUGUGGUAUUGAGGUUCUGAGAAAAAAAAAAAAAAAGCAAAACAGUUGAAGCGUUUAAGUGGGAGAUAAAAGGGAACUUUAAUAGGAAACUCGAUGUGUUUUGGCCAAGGUGUGUGUUUGCUUGGCAGAAUCCUUUCCCCCAGUGUCUCUUGUAUGGUGUUCUUUGAGGGCAGGGGACAGGAAUUGUUUAAUUGAAGGGGUUUUGCCUUUCUCCAGAGUGACAAGCCAAGGGGACUGUCUGUGAAGAGCAAAACAGUGGGUCAUUGUAGGGAUGCUCCGUGAGGACCUUCUUCCUGUGGUGAGGAGAUGAGGGGACUUGUUGCGUCAGAGGAACUCGUGCAGUACCUCCUCUUUGUGGAGGAGGAAAGGAGUAUGAUCUGGCUUGCAGACACAGCUUGUGUGACAAAUCUCUCCCUGGGUGGGUCACCAGGUGAGAACCAAACCCUGAACCUCUGGAUCCAAAAUGAGGAUCCUGUGCUGUCUUGAGUUACAUGUUUGCUAACUUGAACACAGCAGCAGCAGCCUCAGGUGGACAAGCCACUGGAGGCUGACUAACCUACCUUCGUAUGUACGUGGGUUACACUCCUUCUGAAUUUUUGCCCUUGCUCCUUAAUGGAGGUGGGAAAGAAGAUCUGUCCAUGUCCUUUAAAAAGGGCGUGGGACUGAGGGAGGAGUUUAUUUGAAAGUAUCCCCUUCCCUUCCCCCAUAACCCCUAGGAAAAAAAAAAAAAAAGGAAAGCAGAGAAAUAUUCUCUGUGUCUGUGCCAUGUUUGUUCUUGUUGUCGUGUUUUUAGAGGAGAUUUUAUGAUGGAGUGGAAAAAGUGAAAUGAUUAGUUUUGCAUAAAAAAAAGAAAAGUUAAAAAAAAAUUUCUACAGGGAGAGAGCGAGAGAGAGAGAGAGAGAGUUUAAAAAUGAAAAAUAAAUGCAGUGAUUGCACAAACUAGUGGUAUUAGAUGGUCCUUAGAGAAAAGAGUAUUUUGUAGUAUUGAAGCGUGUGUGUCUGGAAUGGUGUUUGGCUUGCUUGAACUGGAGGGAAAGGCAUUCUGGGACUAAGCAGCGAUCUCUGAGCUGAAAAGGCAAGUUGUAUGUUGGAGGAACCCUGUCUACAAACCUUUCCCGUCCUUGCCUCCCAAGUGUUGGAGUGAGUUCCCGUGCCUCCCAUACCUUUCCUGUGAGCUAAGGCGAAGUCUCCAAGUGGUUUUCUGGCCAAAUUGCCCUCAGAAAUGGCCGGUCAUGUUCUGCCAGAACGUAGAUCGAGCCACCAACAUGGAAACAGUUGAGUUACUUUGCAUGCACAGCAAGCUGCUAAGAUUUGGGGUUGGCAUGUACCUUUCCUGACAAGUCACUGUUUCUUCUCUUUUCCCUCCCCCCUAUCCAAGCAGGAUUAAACAUGGUGGGCUUAUCUCCCAGGAAGCAGAUAUGCCUCCCCUCCUUAGGGUCUCUUAGCUUCUUCCAGCAUCAGGUGCAGAGUGGCAUUUUUCCAUAGGGGAUUCACCACAUCAUGACAGAGAACCAAGUCCCAUCUGUAUGUAUGCCCCACCUUUGACAGUAGCUGGAUCUUCAGAGGCAGAUGUGAGAGCUGCCCUGUGUACUCUGAAGGUGUUUCCAAGUGAGGCAUACCCUCUUCUUGAGGCCAGCAAAUGCUGGAGGUUUUGGGGUGGGGAGAGGGACACCCUGACAGCACUGUGCUCGAGUAGGGCUGCCAUCUUAUGCUCUGGCUUCCAAGGGAUUGAUGGGGAGAAUUGUCCUAACAUUUCUUCGAAGUGAGGAGGCAGCUCUUGUGUGCUGGCUUCCUCAUCCAAGAUGUUUCUGCUGGGCCUUCAUCUGGUGUGUGGGAGCAAUUGCAGGGAAGAGAGAAGCCACCAGAUGUUGAUGUCUGAACAGAAGGUGGCAGACAGGGGAUACUAUGACAGCUUUUCUUGUCUGGACUUCUCUGUUGCCCUUCACUUUGCAAUGGCAGGUGUUGGAUGUCUAGAUGUCUCCAAUAGCCUGGGCUGCUCUUGGGAACUUCUCCUCUUCUCUGCCCAUCACGUUCUGUCAGUGCUUCCCGUGGUCUUCAGCUUGGAGCGUCAGCCUCCUGUCUGAUGCUCUCUUUUCCCCUGGCUGAGCAGAGCAGGACUGGGGAGGCGUGAAGCUAAUUGGAUGGAAGCUCCUUUUGAGGAAAACAGAGAAUUAGGAUGUGGUGAGCUGGCCCAGCUGUGGUGAGCCACUGCUUCAUUUCUGUUUCCGAAAAGAGAAAGGGAGCAUUUCUCCAUAUCUCCUCGUACUCAAGUUCCCAGGGAGAUUUUAUGAAAUAAACAAAAAAAUAAAACCCAGUCCUGCUUUUUACCAAGUAGGAGCUGUUUCUGAGCUGAGUCUUCCUAGGGAUUUCACUCCCUUUCCCAGCCCCUCGUUGUAGGGGAGGUUUUGGCAGCUCCCAGGUCACCUUUCUGAGAACCUCCUGGCAGAAAGACAUUGCUGUGCUGGAGGAUGAUGUCCUGAGUCCCCCCAUGCUUCUGCCCACUCCAGGUCAGGGCAUUAGUGGGGCUGCUUGGGAGCAGGUCCUUCUUCCCAGGGAGUUGUAACAAACCUGGAGUGCGUGUCUGGCUAAGUGCUUGUUUUCCCCUCUCACCUUCUUCCCCCACCUUCCAACAAGACCUUUUCCUCCUUGCCUGGUGAAUCCUUUUACUCCAAUGUCGCUUGCUUUUGCUGCAUUUUUCAAUUGCCCAAUAAUCGUGCAAGAGCUGGGAUCUUAUUUACUUUUUAUACAUAAAUAUAUAAAUAUAAAAGAAACCCUCCACUCUUUCCCCCUGUCUCACCCACCACUCUGCACGCAGCUUUCCCCAUCUCCACUCUGUAGGCUGUGUGCUCUAAGAGGGUUGAUUUGGGGCCAGGGAUUCGGUGCCUCCUGGGUUCUGUUCCUCCUUGGUUUGCCGUGGCCUUUCUGCCAGCUGUGUCACUGCCCUGUGCCUCAGUCUCCCUCAUGUGAAGGGGGUGGUGGGUGGAGGGGACCAUCCUGCUGAGGGUGCUGGCAGCCCAACUCCCGCGGCGUUUGCACAGAGCUAGAGGAGUGCUGAGUAUUGCUUCAGAAACCCCCCUCUCCCUGUCUGUGUUUCCUUCCCUAGGCAACUCCAGCAAGUGUCUUCAUUUCAUCAAUGCUUUGGGGUUGAGCAAAUAAGUGGCUUUAUUUUCCUUUCUUCUGUUUUUUUUUUUAGGUCCCUCCCUAGAGCACAAUGUAUAUGGUUUCUUUUUAGGGGUGUAGAUGGGAGGAGAUGUUGGAGUCUUAUCUCCGUCCUCACCUUUGCCCUUCUGUUCUCCACUUCUCUCCCCUUUUGAUGUUGUCCUGUGUCAGACUGAUGUGUCUGGUGGGGUUUACACCCCUUGCCAGUGCAGGGUCAGCAGCCUUGGCACGGGCAGCUUCAUGUGUGUUCCAUGUGGUGCAUCUGAAGUGCCCUGCAUCCCACCUGCCUCGGCUGGAAGGAUGUCACAGGACUCCCAAGUUCUUCUUUUCCCCUUUCCUUUAAGUUUCUCCUUCCAGGAAUGAAGGGAGGAGCAGUCAGUUUGCCCUUCCCAUGGUGGUCUGCUACCUCUGGCUGCUCUCCUGUUCUUCCAUCUUCCGCACAGUGGGAAACAAAAUGUCUGCAGGGCAGUCAUUAAGCACAGUCCUUAGGCUGAAAGUCAUUCCACCUUGGAUGAGCAGUGUGCUUUUGAGCCCUCUCCUUCCAGACACCAACCCCAGAGUGCCAUCAGAGACCGUGCUGGGGAUGGAGGAGUGGGGAUACUCCCUGUACUCCAGGGUUGAGCGGAGCAGGGAAGUGGGCAAUGAGCACGGUCCUGCAGGGUGGGGAAGGAGGAAGGUGACAGAAGAGCAGUGAGAUGCAGUCAGGGUGAUGCCAGCUUCAGCAGUGGCUCAGAAAAUAUAACCAGUGGGGGAGGGAAGGGGAUCAUGGUCAGGACAAGUGUUAAUUCCCAUUGCAGGGCCCUGGUUCUUGACUUGGUUCCUUGUUACGCUGAGCACUUAGAGCUUGCACUAAACCGCAGGAGUGUGGCUGAGUGCAUCGAAGCACUUUGUAGGGCUUCGGGGCCUCGUAGGAGUAGGGGAGCCCUUCUGUGCUCCCGAGCAGCCCCCCAGGCUGUGCCUUGCUCUUCGGGGGUGCUGAAGGUUUCCUUCUGGGCAGAGCAGCAGGUAGGUGCUCUUAUGCUUGUAGGUUGCUCUUUAGUGGUCCUGGAGGGGCCCUGCUGCUUCCAACCCCCUGACUGCAAAGGGGGAUGUAGUCUUAGGUCAAGUUCUCAAAUGGAACGAAAAAAGAAUAAGUCAUUGUGAUGACUUUUUUUUUUUUUUUUUUUUUUUUAGAAAAGAGUUUGUCAUCCUCAUGUCAAAUGCUGUCCUCUCUUCCUUUUCUCCUCUCCCCUGCCAUUAAGCCUUGUACUCUCCUUAAGAAUAGAGGACUCUCUAUUUCAGGAUAUUUUUUCCCCCUGUUUUGCCUUUUGAAUAGAAAGUUGUUUUCAAGUGGUGGUGGAGGACAGGGGCCCUGCCUCUUCUGUUUCUUCCUUUCACCUUCCCCAGAGCCAAGCUUAGGCUCAAAUUCUGCAGAUUCCUGCAAAUACUGAACUUCGAGCAGGCAAGUUAUCCCACUAAGCUCUGUGGUACUUGGGUGCUUCAGAUUCUGCCUGUGCUUGAGUUUUGGCAGCAUCAGAGCCUUAUCCUUUCUCUUAGAGAAGGUCAGACCUAACUCCUAGAGUGAUGGUGGUUCUGGUGCAACCCAUCUGUUUCUUUAUUUCCCCUCACUUGGCAUACAAAGUGAAGGUGGUAUUUUUUUUUAAUUUAAAAUAAACCUAAAUAUGUAUCUUGUAAUUUUUUUUUAUUUUGAAAAAAAUGCAUUUAAGGAUUGUGCACGGAUGAAUUGUAUAUCUAUAUAUUUUUUGGUCUUGCAAUUUUCAUUUUAAAUAUAGUGUUUGUUCAGUUUUGUUUUGUUUUAAUCCAGUUCCCAGCUGGCUAAACUCUGUCUAGAGCGGAUGGGUGGGAGGUGUAGCCACUGGAGGGGUGAUUGAAUCACCCCUUCCUCUGGCGCUUCCCACAAGAAAAUGGUUUGCUCCAGGUUUGGGGGUGGGGGUUGUGCUAAUUACUCUUGUAUUCUUGUACAUUUUGUUCUUUCUGCUGCUCUUGAAUAUUGUAUCAAUGCCAGAAAUGGGGAGUUAAAAAUUAUAAAAAAAAAAAAAAAAAAAAAAUUUAAAAAAUUAACCCCAAUAAAUUGUUACAUUCCAAAA